CGAGUAUCGAGUUGAGACGAUGGCCAAGCGCAGCUCGGACGUUUGUCUCUUACUGAUCCUGGUCCUCUCGGUCGCAGCGAAUGCUUCAGAUUUCGAAGAAAAUUACGUGAAGAACCUCGAAUCGUUCGCGAGGACCAAUCUCACAUUCGAAUGUGUCCCGUUUAUGGAACACAAUCAAGUACCAGAAUGUGAUUGCUCAGCUUGCGCGAGCACGAGACCCAAUUUUUUCGAAAAAGUUUGUGAGUUUCGUGCAACGCAGGACCCGCUCCCCAUCAGAAGAAGGUCCGAGUCUGAUCCGAAAAACGAUUGGGACAAUGCUUGCAAGGUUCAAGGCUGCACGAGACCGACGGAGUGCUGUGACCCAAGAGUCGGUGUCCUGGUCGAAAACGGUUGUCCUAAAUGCAUGCCGACCGUCGACGCGAGGACGAGGUCUGGAGCGCACGCAUCCUGUCAGAUCGCCGAUCGAUAUUCCGUCUCAUCAUCUUCGGACAAGGAAUGGAAACAGUUGUACAAGCAUUACGAUGAUGCUAUGAUUCAAGCGAAAGUUUCCAAGAAGUGUCUCUCGUAUGCCGUAGCGCGAACGGCGAAUCCAUGUGACUGUGUGCCGUGUCUCGAGUCGGAAUCAUCGAUUCGCACCCUCAGGGAGAAGCUGUGCGAGAUGGGUCGUGUAGUUCGCACGAACAGUGAUCUGAACCGCCGGGAUUUUUGGGGACACAACGACUAUUUCCUGAAUUUCUGCAACUUCGACAAGUGUCCGGAAAUGCCCCGCCGAUGCUGUGAAGCCCCGAACGAUUCCGAAGCCUCAAGACUCACGUAUCCUGUCGACGCGCAGGGGUGUCCCUCAUGUCUUCCGACCAGCUCACUUUUCGGGUUCGGACCGGGGUGCAAUUCUAAAAUAGGGAAGUUCUCCCGAGCAAACCGCGACCGCGUGAUGAAGAUCCUCGAGAAUUUCGCUCACUGAAACACUGAAUCAUUCGGCUGAUAGCAGAUAAGCGAAUCAAGUGAAUAGUCCCGUUCGGGCACGCAAUCAUCUCCUCAAAUGAAAAGCUUCGCAAGCCUAGAUCGCAUCUAAUCUACAUCGUUGAAUAAACCGGACGCGAGGCAAAGGGGACUGAGGAUAAGGAUUUUGUUCGAGGAAUUCCGGUUGCGGGAGCGGCUCGGGCCGAAGUUUUCCGCGACUCGCGGAUGAAAGCAAUUUAUUCUCGCUGAGUCUCACGUUUUCUCAGACCUGGGUCUAGAUUCUAGAGUGGAUCGUCAGAGAGAAGAUAUGGAAAGCCAUCGAUAGGCAUCUGACGAUGUCCGAGUGUGUUUCCACCUUCGUUGGAUGGGGAGGUACUUUACGCGAGAUCGGCCGAGUGAUUCUCGUCAAUUAUUCAUCAACCGCCUCACCGACUACGAAGAUAAUAAGUCCCCCAGCACCUGUGACGUCAAAGUUAAUCCGCGUUUGCCGAUACGGAUGAGUCUGUAGCAUCAAAGAGUUCGAUGUCACCAUUCUUAUCGUUUCCCGAGGGGAUCGUCUCGAUGUUCCUAUACUCUGAGAGGAUUAUUCGAGUCUCCCUCUCGUCUGAUCCUUAGUGUAUUGCGGAAACGCAUCGAGACGGUUGCGCUCGAUCGUAAGAGUUGCCGGAACCAGUGGGAACCCUCACUCGCUUUGAUCAUCGCUAGUUUUGGGGAUAAUUUUCCAGAUAGUUUCACGGCCUCGACCCAUUGGAAUAAUGAUUUCUCCCAGGAGAUAUAUUUUUCGACAUUUACUCCAUACUGAUCUUUACUGUCUUCUCUCCUUCACGUGUACAAAGUGUUAUAACAUUAUCCGGACAUGAGCAUUUACAAUAAAUAGCGAUCAACAACAUCCUAUGUCGUCCACUAUUCAGCGGAAUCCAAUAAGUGCCUCGGUAUAAGUCAAUCGUCCGAUCGCUCACCCAUCAUGGCGAGAUAUUAUUCUGGUUCAGGUGUGACUUCAUUCAAGUCCCUCUCGACCGUUUCGAUCUUGACUCAAUAAACAUAAUAUUAAGUUAAA
Molecule: messenger RNA, 2017 nt
Organism: Galendromus occidentalis (western predatory mite)
Lineage: Eukaryota; Metazoa; Arthropoda; Arachnida; Mesostigmata; Phytoseiidae
Exons: 4
Coding region: 20-961 (313 amino acids)
Source: RefSeq, a predicted model, not a curated record